Molecule: messenger RNA, 1428 nt
Organism: Lindgomyces ingoldianus
Lineage: Eukaryota; Fungi; Ascomycota; Dothideomycetes; Pleosporales; Lindgomycetaceae
Product: aromatic compound dioxygenase
Exons: 3
Coding region: 145-1299 (384 amino acids)
Molecular function (GO): ferric iron binding; oxidoreductase activity, acting on single donors with incorporation of molecular oxygen, incorporation of two atoms of oxygen
Source: RefSeq, a predicted model, not a curated record
UAUAUAAGAUCUGGAUGGAAAGUUAGAUUGAAGCACCACCAACCGCAUUCAAUCACUGAUUCUCGAGUCUUGCAUUCCGCUACUCUUCUUCUCGACUCAUCUUUCUGAUAUUCUUUCAAUCUCACAAUCUUCAUUUCCUGCAUCAUGAAAUCUGCUGUUGUCUCUGCGCUCAUCGGAGCUGCCAUUCUUUCCCAGCAAGUUUUGGCACACCCGGGCCAUAAUCAUGCAAAGGAAAAUGAGCAGCGAAGUGCCUAUUUGAACAACCCGAACACCAAGCGGUCCCUCGCUCACUGCGCGGAGAAGCUGAAAGCCAGGGGAAAUGACAUCGCUAUGGCUGCUAGGCGAUCGGCUAUAGCCCAGAAUCUGCGAAAGAAGAGGUCCAUCAGCACCGAGAAAUCGUACCUCCGUGCGCGUGAUUUCGAUGAGGUCCUUGCCACCGACCACCACAGCAACAUGACCGGCAUUACUGCUGACACCGAUCCAUCUGUUCUGUUUUCGGGCAACAGUUCUUGCAUCCUUAGCCCCGAGACCACCCAAGGGCCGUACUGGGUUUCUGGAGAAUUAGUCCGCGAGGAUAUCACCGAGGAUCAGGAGGGUGUUCCACUUACUCUCGAUAUUCAAAUAAUCGACACCAACACGUGCGAGCCUGUUCCCCAAUCUAUGCUUGAGAUCUGGCACUGCAACUCUACGGGUGUCUACUCUGGAGUCUCAGCUAGUGGGAAUGGCAACGGGGCUGCUUCGAACUUGAACACUACUUUCUUGCGAGGCAUCCAGCCGUCUGAUACCCAAGGUGUCGUAAAAUUCGAUACGCUGUUCCCAGGUCACUAUACCGGCAGAGCUACCCAUAUCCACGUUCUCGCCCAUAUGAACGCUACAAUGCUACCCAACAACACUAUUUCGGGCGGAAGUAUCAGCCACGUCGGCCAAGUCUUCUUUGACCAAAGCCUGAUCACUCAAGUCGAAGCAACUACGCCUUACGUGAACAACGCGCAAGAAUUGACCACCAACGCCGACGACUCCAUUAUGUCUGGAGAGGCCGCGGACGUUGACCCAGUUGCUGAAUAUGUCUUCCUUGGUGACGACGUGUCUUCUGGUAUCUUUGCUUGGAUUGCUUUCGGUAUGGAUACGACUGCUGUGUACAAUGUCAGCGCUGCCGCCGUCUUGACAUCGAACGGCGGCGUUGCAAACAACAACACCGGAAUGGGAGGUCCUGGAGGUAUGCCAUCUGGUGGUCCCCCACCUGGUGCCAUUCCCUCUGGAACAGCCCUUCCGACUGGCACUGCCGCUGCUGGCGCUUAGAGGGGUAAAAAAAAAUUGAUGAAUCAGAGAGAAUCAGAUUGGUGUAAAAGCUACAUGGGAGAGCGGGGCGCAAUUCUCUUCUUCUCUAACAACACCUCACAUUCGUUUAGCAUCUUUAUUCUCGCUCUU